Messenger RNA from Salvia hispanica, 561 nucleotides. RefSeq lists its product as uncharacterized. The record is from RefSeq and is a predicted model, not a curated record. NCBI's taxonomy places the organism in Eukaryota, Viridiplantae, Streptophyta, Magnoliopsida, Lamiales, Lamiaceae. Gene Ontology annotation, molecular function: DNA-binding transcription factor activity.
AUGGAAUCCGACGGCAACAAGCAGGAGCAAGGCAGCCCCUCGGAGGAGCAGAGCAAGAGGGCCGUUGUAGAUCAGGUUGCGGUGGCCGAUAUAGAUCGGGAGUACGGAUGUCGGUACUGCCACAAGAAAUUUAGCAACAAGCAGGCACUGGGAGGCCACCAAAACGCGCACAAAGUGGAGCGGGCCGUGGAGAAGAACAUGCAGGACAGCAACUACUACGAUGAGGGCCCCGGAUCCCGGAUGACUGUGCCCACCCCUUUCUUCGGUUCCUACCACCACCGCCACGAUUUCCAGCAAAGGUCCCUCUUCGCCUACAACCACCGCCCCUCUGGAAUGUUGGCUGUGGCCCCAUGCCUUCCUCCUUUCCAUGUCCGCCCCAAUCCCAUGGCCCACGCCCAGGACUUUGGGCCUGGACCGUCCAGCGCCUUCACGCCCGUAUUUAAUCAAGCCCCACCCAUGGGCUUCGCAGAAUACCUCAUCCAGCCCGGCUACCCUAAUACGAGGAAUGUUCCGGGAAACCAGUACGAUGAAUCAGGCUUGGAUUUGUCUCUGAAAUUGUGA